Rhincodon typus (whale shark) is the source of this 3295-nucleotide messenger RNA. Its product is annotated as hyaluronan-mediated motility receptor-like. The coding region runs from base 1 to 1758 and encodes 585 amino acids. Gene Ontology annotation, molecular function: hyaluronic acid binding. The transcript is spliced from 13 exons. Lineage: Eukaryota; Metazoa; Chordata; Chondrichthyes; Orectolobiformes; Rhincodontidae. Gene Ontology annotation, cellular component: membrane. The record is from RefSeq and is a predicted model, not a curated record.
AUGGCGUUCGCUGUACCGGAAGUGGUGUAUCCGGUGGCGGAGGAUGUGACGUCAUCCGUGGGUGCUCCGACAGUGGCCACAAGGCCGAUGGCGGCAGGAACAUUGUGGGGAAGGUCCUGGGUUGCUGUGCUCGAUAUAAGCUUCUGGAGACUGCAGACUGAUCAGCCGGAAAGACCAGUCUUACAGCAAGGAAAGCUGUUGAAUGAUGAGAUUGUCUGCCUACCUGCUUCAUUUCCAGCUGACUCCGGAGACACAGGGAGGGCUGUAAUGGAGCAGGAUAAAGAGAAGUUGGAGAAAGAUAAAUUUGAAAUUGAAAUGAAGCUGUCCCAGUCUUUGAAAGAACUCAGUGAGAUAAAAGUGCAACUUGAAAGCUCUAAAGAAGAAAUCGGUCAAUCAGAGGAUCAGCUUGUUCAGAAAGAAAAGGAAAUACUAAAUCUCAAAAACUGUCUGAAACAGAAUGAGGAGUCUUAUUGUGAACAGAUAAAAGAAAUUAAUGGAAAAUAUCAGCUACUUGAACAGGAGAAAGAAAAAGCAGAGGCAGAAUGUAACAGGUUGGAGCAAAAUUCAACUAGGGAGUUGGCGAUAAUGAAAGAAAAAUUGAAUGAGAUGGAACAAGAUCUGCAGCAGAAACAAGAUGAGCUUUCCUCUGUCAAACAGGAAAAGGAACUGUCUGACUCUUUGCAGCAGAGGUUCGAUAUCUUCCGGGAAGAAAUGACCAAAGAGAAGCUUUUGCUGGAGGAAGAGCUGGAGGCUGCAUUAGAUGAGCUUGAACAAUUGCAGCUGAAGGAGGUGGAGGCUGAGGAGUUGGCCAAACGUCUAGAGGAUGAGAAUGAACUGAGAGCAAGAAAGUUUGCUGGACUACAGGAAGAGCUUGCGGAGAAAAAUGCUGAACUGGAGAAGGUUAAUGAAAAUCACAGCAAAAUUGUCAGUCAGUUACAUGAGGACCAGAGUAAAUCACUAAGAAAGCUGGGAGAUAUUGAAGCAGAAUUUGAAAGCUACAAAUCGUCUGUAACGAAAGAGGUGGGGUGCCUCCAGGAGAACAACACUGCACUGACAAAGCAAGUUGCACAGUUACUCUAUGAAAUCAAGGACAAGCAGCAGCAGUUAGCAGAAGUUCAGCUUUCUAAAGAAAAAGCAAAAGAAGAAUAUGCAAGAAUGCUACUGGAAGCACAAACAAAGCUAGCUCAGAAGGAAGUUGAAGUUAGAAAGUUGGAAGAAACUUGUAACCUGAGAGUAAAUGAACUUCAAGCACAAUUGGAACAAAGCAAGAUGUGUCAGGAGGUGGAGAAACAGAGCACUGAUACUGUGGGUGAGGAUGUGGUUACAGAACUUAAAGCUGAAAUACAAAAAUGGCAAGUGCUUUAUGAAGAAUUGCACAACAAGGUUAAACCUUUCCAGGAGCAACUUGACUCAUUUGAAAAGGAAAAGAAUUCCCUCCUCAAUGAACAUGGAGCUACGCAGGAAGAGCUGAAUAAACUGAGUGAAGCUUACAUCAAAUUGCUUGGUCAUCAAAACCAGAAACAGAAAAUUAAGCAUGUAAUGAAGCUGAAGCAAGAAAAUGUGGAGCUGAAGCAGGAGCUGACAAAACUUCGAGCGCAGCUGUCCAAGGAGAAACUAACUGAUCAGAAGUAUCAAGAACAACGUUGCAAGGCACAAGGCAUCAAACGCUUUGAUCCUGCCAAAGCUUUCAAACAUUCGGCGAAGGAGAAUAUUGCUCCGACAACACCACUGAGAGAAGGGAGCACAAAUGUACUUUAAGCUAUGCAGCUUUGAUUUCAAGUCUCCAUACAUUGUGAGUGUGAUGAGAUUCUGGUAAUGGUACCCUGGAUCAAAUGGCUUACAUUCAACAAGAAUGAGUUGAAGAGAUUACUGACAUUGUAAAUCAGAAAGUAGAUCAUCGUAAACCAAUGAAACAGUCUUGCUCCAGUGAUUUUAUGUUAUUCUCCCCUGCCCCUUGAAUUUUAAUCUUGAAUUUUAAAAUAUGGAUUUAUAAAUAAAUUCUUUAGAUUAGGUAAAUUAUUUUUUAUGGAUGUUUAUUUAUCCUCAUGAAUCUAUUCAUUGGCAUUGACUUGUAAAUAAUUCUGUUGGAUUUUCUGGUGAGCUGGUAGUUGAUAUCUGGGAGAAUCAACAGUUCAGGUUUCACAAACAAUUUAUGAAGAAAAAAAUAACUUGCAAGCAGCUGGGCUGUUAACAAAAAUAGCAGCUGAUAAAGAAAUCUAUUAUUGUAAUUCUAUACUGUUACUGUGGUGCAGCAACCACCCCCCGACCCCUCCCCCCCACCCCCAAUGCCCUUUCCAGAUUCAGGUAAAGUAAGAAUUUUUUUUGCAAUGGAUAACAUUCUUGCUAAGUAACACGAGUUCUAUAGUUAAGUGAGAGACUAGUCAUAAUGUGAAUUUUCGGAUCAUGCACAUUGGAUGGACAUUCAACUUCAUGUGAGGGAAAUAAAGAUUUGAAACUUCAUCAGAAUGAAGGCCCUUACCUUAACAGACUGCAUUAAAGCAAGGACCAUCAACUGAACCCAUUGAAUAACUGAAUUUCCAAAGAUUUGGGUAGCACUUUAAGUGACUGAACACUAAACUUCAAGCCAUCUAGCUCAACGUCAAGCUUAGCUUAUUGAUAAAAUAUUUAGCUGUAGCAAAUAAUUAACAUUAAGUAUGAAGAUACUGGUCCAUGGUUUUAAUUAUUUUGCAAGAUCUUUAUUCUGGUGACAUUCAAUAUUGCAAUAAAUUGUCAGCUUAUUUUGUGGUGCAUGUAGUGAGGUUGAGAGACUUGAUGUGGUUCCCCAGCACUUAGUCUGAAUUGUAAUUCUGAGUCAUUCCAAAGGCUUCCCAAUUGUUUGGAAAGCAAAGUUGUCAAUGGGUGCAGUUGAUGAUCCUCUUUUCAAUGUAACUAUUUUAAUAGCAGUUAGAAGCUGACCUUGAGACAUUGUACAAUCUGACAAGAAUAAGAAACUGGAGCCUUGUUGCCUAAUACGGUUUUUCCUGCAGAACUUGCAGUUGAUUAUUUGAAAUGAUUGUAUCUUUUGGUGUUUAACAUUGUAAAUAUGUAACAUUUUAAGUUACGUCCUUGGAUAGUGAAUUGUCAAAAUGGCACUGAUGUACAAAAAACAUUGGAAAUAAGAAUAAAGCUGGACUCGUUCCACUUUGAGGGAUCUCUGCUCUGUCCUGCUCUACCCUGGAGAGGAUCAACAUUAGUUUUUUUACCUAGAUGAAAUUCCUUCAUGUAAUAAACUCACAGUACUAAGCAGUAACUUGCUAAUAAUGACUAUCUAAAGUUUUUAAAAUUUACAAAAGCA